AUGAACUAUCCCGACCCACCGCAGGGAGUCUACCCCUCAACCUCCAUGGAUAUGGGAAUCUCGCCAGAAUCAUAUGGCACAUACCCGCGUCCUGUACAUGACACAUACCCGACCUCGAUGGCAUACGAGGCGAACGCUCUCUACGCAGACGGCCCGUACAUGUACCCCGACGACGAGAUGCGCGUCCCCUCCUCAAACCUCUCCAGCGCCUCUGCAUCCUCAUCCAACAUGGGCUCGCCGCUCUCCAACCAUGGCCAGUUGGCGCCUAUGCCUGACUGGGCAGCACCACAGGGCCUCAGCAGCAGCCCGGGCAUCGUCGACCAGAACGACUACUUCGCCGGGACCGAGUACUCGUUCGCUCCCUGUAUAGAUGGGUUCAACGCUCACUUCGAUUUCGCACAAGCCAAGGGGCCUGGAUUUGUUGAUCCUUCGUUGAUCCACCCCGAGAUCAAUCAGCCGAUGACCAUGCCUGGUUACGAAAACAGCUUCCACCCUCGGAAUCAACCGUAUCCCGCGUCACCAGCUCUCUCUCCGUCACCGCAACUCCGGACGGGCAGCACAUCGCCCUUCAUGAAUAAUGGUAAUUACCCGCAGUUCGGACACAGCCCCUUCGCAGCCCCAGUCGACCCUCAAAGACGGCAAAGCCACGUUUCGUACCAGUCCAACUUCUCGGGCGAGCAGACGUACAGUGGAGACGAGUCCAAGGAGAAGCAAAGGUGUCCACAUCCCGACUGUGGGAAGACCUUCAAGGACCUGAAAGCCCACAUGUUGACACACCAAACGGAACGGCCCGAGAAAUGCCCCAUCCAGACUUGCGAUUACCACAUCAAGGGUUUCGCACGGAAGUAUGACAAGAACCGCCAUACUCUGACGCACUACAAGGGCACAAUGGUGUGUGGCUUCUGCCCCGGCUCCGGCUCGGCGGCCGAGAAGUCGUUCAACAGGGCGGACGUGUUCAAGAGGCACCUGACUGCAGUGCAUGGGGUCGAGCAGACCCCGCCCAACAGCCGGAAGAAGACGCCGGGCGCCAACAACGGCAAGAAGCUGACCGGUUACGCCCCCGACGCUACCGGCAAGUGCAGCACCUGCGCGGCAACCUUCUCCAAUGCUCAGGACUUCUACGAGCACUUGGAUGACUGUGUCCUGCGCAUCGUGCAGCAGGAGGAUCCCGCCGAGGCCAUCAACGCCAAGCGCCUGGCCGAGGUCGAGAACGAUCGGGAGGUCCAUGACACACUGGAGAAGAACCAGCUCCCGGCCACGACUUUGGCCCCGAAUGUCGAAGAGGACGACGAUGAUAUGGCCGAGGAGGACGAUGCUGGCGACGAGGACUUCAAACCCGAGCGGGGUGGUAUCAAGACCUCGGCCACCUCGCCCACCAAGAAAGCCAAGGGCAAUCCGCCCAACGGCGUGCAGAAGUCGCGGGGUCUCACUCAUUCGCGUGGCGGCGUCCCGCUUUCUGGGAAGGCUCGCGGCCGCAAGAACAGGCGUGACUAUCCGUCAUCAUGGGGCUUCGACAAGGGCCAGAUGACGAUGAAGAAGCGUGUCAUGGCUGUCUUUGACGGCGCGCGCCGCCUUGCCAAGGAUGAUAUGAUGUUGUCGACCGACCACGAGGUCCGCGUUCCCCUCUCGGAUGGCAAGUCGUACGUGACCGACCUCGAUGUGCAGACCCUCAAGCGCGCCGAGGGCUUCCUCGGAGCUACCGAUGAGGAGAAAGGACCGUGGAUCUCGGAUGACCCCUCGGAGGAAGAGUUGAAGAAGAUGCUCGAGUGCAGCACCGGCGAGAUUGCUAUUGCCCAGCAAUAG
Molecule: messenger RNA, 1803 nt
Organism: Phialemonium atrogriseum
Lineage: Eukaryota; Fungi; Ascomycota; Sordariomycetes; Cephalothecales; Cephalothecaceae
Exons: 2
Coding region: 1-1803 (600 amino acids)
Biological process (GO): regulation of transcription by RNA polymerase II
Cellular component (GO): nucleus
Source: RefSeq, a predicted model, not a curated record